AUGGCAGAUAUCCAUGGUGUGGUGGAUCUGCAUUUCGGGGAAGGCUUCGAGGGAUGUAUCACACAAGGCUGUGAUGCGGAAUCCCUGCCGCUGGCAAAGCAGCUAGCUCUGAGCCACCCCCUGGUUUUCGUGUCCUUCGGUUGCCACCCGAAGUCGGCCUGGUUCUACAACGACGAGUUCGAGGCCACACUGAUGUCAUACAUCAAAUCCUGUGGAAAUAAAGUGGUUGGCUUCGGCGAAUUUGGGUUGGAUUUCUCGCAUCCAUACUAUGGCCCGGAUGAGCAAAAUCGACAGACGCAGCGUGAAGUUUUUGCAAGACAGCUGCAGCUGGCAGUGAAGCUUUCUAUGCCCUUGGUCAUUCACAGCCGCGACGCUGACCAAGACACGUUGGAACUGAUGCGAGCACGUGUUCCGAACACUCACAAGGUUCACAUUCAUUCGCAUCGUGGGACUCUGUCAUUUAUGAAGCAGAUGCUUGAAGAGUGGAGUCAUGCGUACAUCGGCAUGCCAGGUAUCUUGACAAUGGAUGAGGACGAACACGCGCAGGAGCUUGUUCGGCAAUGCCCACUGGAGCGAAUGCUGGUUGAGACGGACGCACCGUACCUGCCUAUCAAAGGCCACUGGCUGAGUCAUCCUGGCCUUAUUCCGGAAGUAGUAGCCAAAGUCGCUGAGCUCAAAGGUUUGGAUCUUCGAAAGGUUGCGACCGCCUUGCGUGAGAACGCCCAUGCCCUCUAUGGCAUUUGA
Symbiodinium pilosum is the source of this 744-nucleotide messenger RNA. The record is from the annotation of a GenBank genome assembly. NCBI's taxonomy places the organism in Eukaryota, Dinophyceae, Suessiales, Symbiodiniaceae.